Molecule: messenger RNA, 2324 nt
Organism: Rhea pennata
Lineage: Eukaryota; Metazoa; Chordata; Aves; Rheiformes; Rheidae
Gene: SCPEP1
Product: serine carboxypeptidase 1
Exons: 14
Coding region: 65-1381 (438 amino acids)
Biological process (GO): proteolysis
Molecular function (GO): serine-type carboxypeptidase activity
Source: RefSeq, a predicted model, not a curated record
CGCAGCGCGGGAGGCCGCGCGGGAGGCAGCGCCUGAGGCAGCGCGAGCCGCCGCCGCCGCCGGGAUGGGGCUGCCGCUGCCGCUGCUGCUGGCGGCGCUGGCGGCCGGUGCCGCUCUCGAGCAGCCCCGCGGGCCCAAGGAGCUGUGGGGGUACGUGCAGGUGCGGAGCCAGGCCCACAUGUUCUGGUGGCUCUACUACGCCGACAGCCCCGGCAAGGGCUUCGCGGAGCUGCCGCUCGUCCUCUGGCUGCAGGGAGGUCCAGGAUCUUCAGGCUGUGGAUUUGGAAACUUUGAAGAGAUUGGUCCAUUAGACAAAGAAAUGAAACCAAGAAAUACGACCUGGUUGCAGGCAGCCAGCAUCCUGUUUGUGGAUAAUCCUGUGGGUACUGGAUUCAGUUAUGUAGAUGAUUGUAGUUUGUUUGCCAAAAACAUUACAGCAGUAGUCUGUGAUAUGAUGGUUUUUCUUGGAGAAUUCUUCAGGUCUAGGACAGAAUUCCAGACCAUCCCAUUCUACAUAUUUUCUGAAUCUUACGGAGGUAAAAUGGCUGCUGGCAUUGCUUUAGAGCUGCAUAAGGCAGUUCAAAAAGGGAGCAUAAAGUGCAAUUUUGUUGGAGUUGCUCUUGGAGACUCAUGGAUUUCUCCUCUAGAUUCUGUGCUGUCUUGGGGACCCUACCUUUAUAGCACCUCUCUCCUUGAUGAUCAAGGUCUAGCAGAGGUGACUGCUGUUGCCAAAGAAAUAAUGGUGGCAAUAAACAAAAAUCAAUACGGACUGGCCACUGAGCUCUGGAGCAAGGCUGAAGGUGUCAUUGAAGAGAAUACAGACAAUGUGAACUUUUAUAACAUCAUGACUAAGGAUGUUCCACAAAUCGAAGCAAAUGAACAAGAAAAUCUCCAUCUCAUUAGACUUUAUCAGCGCCAUGUCAAAAGCAUGCAUAAGGACAGCCUAUAUGAUUUUAUGAAUGGACCUAUCAGAAAGAAGCUAAAAAUUAUUCCAGACUGUGUGAAAUGGGGAGGUCAGUCCAAACAAGUCUUUAUAAACAUGGCUGAGGACUUCAUGAAACCGGUCAUUGAUAUCGUUGAUCAGCUUUUGGCAGCUAAUGUCAAUGUUACAGUCUAUAAUGGGCAGCUGGAUCUCAUUGUUGACACCAUGGGCCAGGAAGCAUGGAUUCGGAAACUGAAGUGGCCUAAUUUGGAUCAGUUCAGCCGGCAAAGGUGGAAGGCUCUCCACGUGUCUCCAGAAUCCACUGAGACAGCCGCUUUCCACAAGACCUAUGAGAACUUUGCUUUCUUCUGGAUUCUUAAGGCUGGGCACAUGGUACCAUCCGAUCAAGGAGAAAUGGCGCUGAAAAUGGUCAGGAUGGUGACCCAACAGAAGCACUAGGGAAGGGGAGGCCAGCUGGCCUCUGCUUGAGUCAUCCAGCUGGAUUAGAAGCUGAAGACGUGGAGCUGCCAGGAUAGAAGAGUUGCCCUGGAGGGUUUACAGUCCUUCCUGUCUCACUGAGGUGCCUGAGUUAGGAUCCAAGACUCUUCAGGCUUCCUAGGCUAUGGAAAGAGAGAAACAUCCCCUAGAGGAGGAUAUGACCUUUGACGUUUCUCAUCUGACCAAUUACUUCUUCAUUUUGUUCUCUUUAAUGACCGUCAACCAAAAUUUUGCCUUUAACCGUAACAUCUAACAGCAUAUCCAACAGGAGCUGCUUUCUGCUUUCCCUUAUGCUGAAGCAGAAGCCCUGUAACACCUUCCUGAGCAGAGGAGAGUCCUAAUGGAUAAAAGUCUGACAGCUUCUGAACUUAAAAGUGGAAAGAAGAGCAUUACUUUAGCAAUAAUAGAAUAAUUCUUGAAGACAAUAGCCAUAUUUAAAAGAAAAUAUUUAAGCUAGAACCAAUAUCUUUAUCCGUAUUUUUCUAGACCGAGUCUUGCCGACCUAUAAUGUUACAACUUUUUUAACAGUAUAAUGUCAAGAGAAGACUUGAUCAGACAUCAUUUGACCUCUGCUUUGGAGCACAAAGUGACUGGUCUUUAUCUGUGUCUGUAGGAGGCACAACAGCUUGUUCCAGUUGUCAGAAUCCUAAAUAAAUAGCAACCUUCUAAUUUCUCCAGCAACUGAAACUGUCACGAAAUGUUUAAUAAUGUUGGCUUAGCAAGGACUGAGUCAUAAUGCUAUGUAAACACAUACACAGUCACCCAGCAGCUGGAGUAUCGGUACCUAAUAAUUGCCUUCCCUUUUCCUUUUUUUCUGCUUGAGCUGUAUUCAUGUGAACUUUGGCAAUGCAAAUCUAGAUUUCUUUUUUAAAGACAAAAUUUUCAAUAAAUUCAGUAGGUUUUA